Molecule: messenger RNA, 2137 nt
Organism: Thermothielavioides terrestris NRRL 8126
Lineage: Eukaryota; Fungi; Ascomycota; Sordariomycetes; Sordariales; Chaetomiaceae
Exons: 2
Coding region: 114-1799 (561 amino acids)
Biological process (GO): attachment of GPI anchor to protein
Cellular component (GO): GPI-anchor transamidase complex
Source: RefSeq, a predicted model, not a curated record
GGACAGAGAACGCUAGCCUGGUUCGAGGACAACCGUUCGUCCUGCACCGCAGACUCGAGGCGUGCCGGGGGCAGAAACACGACAGAAGAGAUGGGCAUGCCACCCGCUUCGCCAUGACGAUUCAACAGCCACUCGACAAGGGCGCAGCAGCAGCAGACUUGCAGAACUCGGCCGCCGUUGCAGCACCGGCGGCAACCACCAGCAAUGGAUUGCCAUUGCCAGCACGCAAGGAGCCGCCGCCCGAGAAGCCGUCGGACGUGCGGCGACGCAGCUACAUCAUCCUCUCGUUCUGGCUGAUCGUGCUAUGUCUCGGCCUGCCCAUCUGGUGGAAGACGACCACCAUCUACCGCGCCGAUCUUCCCUUGCAGGAGAUGCUCGACUGGGCCGAUGGCAAGGCAUGUCGCCCUGUCUUCCCGCUGCGCAUCUCCAUCCAGGCCAAUGCGCUCCAGGAACAAGAGGCCCAGAACCUGCUGCGGCUCACACAGCAUGCUCUCGACGAUCUCAACGACUUCUCCGGCCAUCACCUGCGGCUGCAGUUGGCCCCCCCGGCCGCGAGCGAGAACCGCGACCACGACCACGACAGUGUUCUGACGAUCCGUCUACUUCCUGGCGAGACAACGACGGCAUCCUUUGACCCGCACGCGCCGGUUCUCGACAUCACAUACCCGCCCAAUACCCUUCCGUCGCCCACAUCAUCCUCCUCGUCCCUCGCGACCUACGUUGCCGGCCAGCUGCGGUCGACGUUCGCCGAGGAGCAGGCCACCAUCUCGUACUUGCUCUCCACCAACUCGAUCCCGUCGGAACAUCGGCCGCAGGGUCUCUCGCCGGACGUUGCCGAUUCCCUUUCCAAACGCACCACGAGAUCGCUGAAAUACGCACCGACCUACCACCUCACCUUCUCGCUCUUCACGAGCGGGCCGUUGCCGAGCAGCUGGGAUAUCGAAGACGCUAUUCACCAGUACAUGAAGCCUGUGCUGGACGUCCUGUCGCCCAUCCACAAUUUCACCAUAGACACGCAGGUCCAGCUAUAUGCGACGCCGGGGGUCCAGAACCAGGUGCUCAACAAGGAGGAUCUCUCAUCCUUCAUUAACGCCGCCGAGUGGCCGCUGUCGCCUUCCAUCGGGGGAGCGCCGACCAUCAACUUUGUCGUUUUCGCCGGGAACCAGACGAUUGCGGUGCCGCCGACGCAGGAUUCAGCAGAUAGCUCCGGGACAGCCCCGGCCCCUCACUCGUGGCUGAUCCCCCAGUGGGGCACCGUCUACCUCCUCUCGCUCCCCAGCGACACGGCGCACCUGUCCUCGGAGGCGCUCAAGCAGCCGCUCCUGACCUUCACCUCGCACCUGCUCUCUCUGACGGGGAUGCCGCAGUCGGGCUCGCUGCCGCUCCGCCUCUCGACGCUCGCGCGCAUCCGCUCGGCGGACCUGCUGCUGCGCGCGUCGUCCACGCUCGGGUCACUCGCGCGGCUCGCGCUCGCGCUGCCCUCGAUUUCGAUCCCGAGCAGCGUCGCGGACGGGGUGUCCAAGACGAUGGCGCACCUGCGCCUGGCCUGCGAGACGCUGGGCAGGCCCGAAGGGCUGGCGCACGCGCGCGUCGCCGAGGCCGAGGCCGAGCGGGCCUUCUUCGAGAAGAGCAUGGUCGGGCAGCUGUAUUUUCCCGACGAGCACAAGAUCGCCGUCUACCUGCCGCUUCUGGGGCCGGUGGCGGUGCCGCUGGUCAUGGGCUUGCUCAAUGAGCUGAAGGCCUGGAGGAAGCGCAGGCGGGAGGCUGCUGAGGUGGCGCAGGGGAAGAAGAAGGAGUAGGGCGAGGUACGAGUUGCAUCGAUGGAUAGCCGUGGAGUUUGGGUGUGCACUGUGUUUGACUCUAUUCUAGCGAACAUGCAUGGUAAUCAUAGAAAGACACUUGAAAGGUUCCAGUAUCAUUUCGCGGCCGCUCUUGUUGUGUUCAGACUUCAUGCGGCUUUGUGUCACUUGAAUGGCCCCAUAUGUACUUGACCGGGAAAACACAUUUAACAUCAAGCGGGUUUAGCUCAGUUGGGAGAGCGUCAGACUGAAGUCAACUUCAGGAACUCAAUCUGAAGGUCGUGUGUUCGAUCCACACAAACCGCAGUGCUUGUUUUUUGCCCCGGUUUCCACUUCGC